AUGGUAUACGGCAAACAUCGAAAUCAUUCUCAAUUUCGAAAUAUUCAACAAGUUAUUUCUGGAACAGUGCGUAGCAUCAACGGCGUCAACGACAAUUUCGAUCAGGGGGUACUGGUGCAUCAGCGACCGACGUAUGUUCGUGGUUCACCGGAUGAUGUACACGAUUGGUUAGAUAAAUUGGAACAACGAUUUACCAUGCCACAUUGGUCCGAUGAAAACAAAUGCAGUUGUACCCUACAGUUUCAUUUUUAUUUAUUCAAUUUAACGGAAACCAGUAAAAACAUAACCUAUUCAAUUCAUUUGGAAGUUCAUCCAUCAGAGUCGAAUAUUUCUUAUUUAUUAAUCUAUGAAUCUGACCGUAAACCACAAUUGAAACCUAUUCAAAAUUGGACGUUCUUGUGCCCAUCGAAUUCCACAGUUGAGCCUUUAGAAGAAAUGAACGAAUAUUGUUCGAAUAAAACGUUGUAUCCAAAACUCAAUCAAUCGAGAAAAUUCACUUCUGAUUAUCAAAUUCGAUUGUAUCAAUCAGCUUGUUUUUAUCUGGAUUCAGAUAAUAACUGGCAAUCGGACGGAUUGGUCGUUGGAUCAUUGACAAAUUAUAAUCAAACACAAUGCUUUAUAACAUAUCCACCAUAA
Molecule: messenger RNA, 636 nt
Organism: Adineta ricciae
Lineage: Eukaryota; Metazoa; Rotifera; Eurotatoria; Adinetida; Adinetidae
Source: the annotation of a GenBank genome assembly